GUCUAUUGUAUCUGGUCAUGGACAAAGAUCUGGAAUGCCAAAACAUAUACAACAUUGAAAAUGGAGAGGAACAGUGCGAAACUGGUGAAAGAAUGCGAGCUGGUGCCGAUACAUGCGGAACAGACGCACAGGUCUAUGUCCUCAUCGCGUCUAUCAUAAUUCUCGUAAUCGGGAUCUUUCAAACUGUAACCAACCACAGCGCCUUCUACCUACUUUUGCUUGGAAUUGCCGCCACUGUGCUGGCUGUGCUGGGAAUGACAACGAAAAAUUCACUGUUCUAUCUGAUUCUUAUGAUUCUCAUGAUUAUCGCGGCAAUCUUACUUAUCGUAGAACUUGUCUUUUUCAUCAUGAAUGGAUUCAAAGUGGAUUUCAGGUCAAUUAUUCACAUUUUGCUCGGUGUUCUUUACAUAUGCUUUACAAUCCAUCUGGCCAUUGUUUGCAACUCGCUGCGUUGAGAGACCGACCCAGAAAGAGAAAGAGUGUUCCAGUGCAAGUUUACAAACAACUAACCUU
Cylicocyclus nassatus is the source of this 513-nucleotide messenger RNA. The record is from the annotation of a GenBank genome assembly. NCBI's taxonomy places the organism in Eukaryota, Metazoa, Nematoda, Chromadorea, Rhabditida, Strongylidae.